Molecule: messenger RNA, 3506 nt
Organism: Brassica napus (rape)
Lineage: Eukaryota; Viridiplantae; Streptophyta; Magnoliopsida; Brassicales; Brassicaceae
Product: putative FBD-associated F-box protein At5g56440
Exons: 2
Coding region: 239-1519 (426 amino acids)
Molecular function (GO): protein binding
Source: RefSeq, a predicted model, not a curated record
AACAAAUUAAUGAAACAUAUUAAAAUAACAAUACUUUAUGGCUGACUCAAUUUGAGAUCCUCCCCAAUAAGGUUACCACAAUGUUUAAUUAGGGUUUCUGGUUUUUCUUUGGGGACGAAGAAAACGAGGCUAUAAAAGGUUAGACCUCCCUCUUUUCUUUCCUCUCAACUUUUUGGUAUACUGUUGUGAUUUGUUUUGAAAACGUAGGCGUUCUCAUUAUUUUUAGGGCUUGAAAACAAUGGAUAGGAUCAGUUUAUUGCCAGAAGACUUGAUCUUGAAAAUAUUAUCAUCAGUUCCAACAAAAUUUUCUGUAACCACAAGCCUUUUGUCAAAAAGAUGGUGUUAUCUUUGGAAACAUGUACCGAAGCUCUUGUUCUAUCUGGGUCACUCUGACUACCAGAGGGCUUCUCGUUUAGUUCACACGUUUUUGUUACUAAACAAGGCUCCUGUCUUAGAAUCGAUGCAUCUCUCACUUGGUCAAAACGGUUCUUCCAUUGACAUUGAUACAUGGACUCGUGUUGCAAUUUCUCGUGGUGUGCGCAAUCUUCUAUAUUUCAGAUUUUCAGCAACCCUACGGUUGCCUAGGAGUCUGUAUACAUGUGAAACCCUUGUGACUUUAACCCUAAUUGCAGCUAUCAUUGUGGAUGUUCCUUUGACCAAUAUUUGUUUCCCGUCACUCAAGGCUUUGAUUCUUUUGUUUGUUGAUUUCUUAAGUGAUGAAAUCGUUAGUAGUCUUUUAUGUGGUUGCCCUGUCCUUACAGAACUGAACGUGUCUCGAUUCAGCAAUGCCAGAGUGAAAACUUUCACAGUCUUUGUUCCUUCACUGCAGUGUUUAACCAUCAUAGACAUCAAAAAGGGUUCUCAAGCUCAAGGAGAUGAUGUUGGGUUUGUGAUCAAGGCUCCUUCUUUAAAUUCGUUAACUAUUUAUAGCGAGUUUAGUUGGUUUUGUUCAUUAGUGAAAAUGCCCUACCUCGUUAAGGCUAAUGUCAAGCUUCCACAUGGUGACUCUAAGAAGUUUAAGGGUUGUCUUACCUCAGCCAAGCACCUUUCCUUGUGUUUACAACCACCACUGGAUCCAUCUCAUAUAGGAGUCUUCGACCAGCUCGUGUCUCUGAAUCUUUGUACAUGCUCUUUAGAUUGGUGUGGUCUUAUACUCAGACAUACACCUAAACUCAGAGUUCUCAGAUUCGUGCUUUUUCGAGCAAAUGUGUCUCCAAAGAUAGUUAAUAUUAUAAAGAAAUGUAGAAUGAGUUACGGAGAUUCCAUCACUCAAUGGGAGCAACCGAGUUCUGUUCCUCAAUGUCUGACUUCGAGCCUUGAAACUGUUGAGUGGAUUGAUUACAAAGGAACACAAACAGAGAAAGAAAUGGUUAUGUAUUUCUUAAAGAACUCCAGACAGCUAAAGAAAGUGUCUAUUAGAUCCUUAGCAUCCAUCAAUUUAAAUGAGAAACACAAGAUGCUGCUAGAGUUGGCGUCUGCGCAGCGGAUUUCUAGCGAGUGUCGGCUUUUGUUUACCUGAAGUUACGUUGGAUCUCAGAGAUCUACAACUAGCUUUGUUUUUGUUCUUUCUUGGAGUGUCAUUGCCUCAUUGGUUAGUGGUUACAUUGUUUUGUUAACUUUACAAGUUUGGAUAAGAGUGGAAGGGCUUUAUUGUGAUCAAUAUAUGCGACUCGCAUGUUAUUACUCCUCAAGUACUUCCUCUUACUUGUGUCAUUAGGAUCAUGAGAAUGCAAACUCUCUUUCAGAAUUUCAACGUUAACUAUGGCUGAUGCUAAACAUUUGAAUUUGAAACAAACCUCUUCAAAGAAAUAUCACAACUUCUCGUCAAUGCUUCGGUUUGUUUUCUAAACAUUUUUAUGAUGAAAAAAAAAAACAUUUUUAUGAUGAAAAGUGAAAGCUGUUCAUGCUGAACACUCCUUCACAAUUUCUCAUCUUUUUUUCUUUCUAUUUCUGUAUUCAACAACAUAUACACACAUUACAAUCAAGUUUGAUAAGUUCACAGAAUACAUUAACUUCUUCUUUUUGUUAAAGAUAUCUUUGGUCGUCAAAAUAUUCGGUUAACAUAUAUCUCUUAAUAUCUAGAAUUCAAAUUCAUGCUGUAUUUUGGUUUACACUAGACUUUUCAAUUAGGAUUCAGAUUCUUUCUCUCUAUAUUUUAUACAAUAAAUUAAUUCUUUCUGAACACAAUUUCUGAAAAUAUCAUGUAUCGCUUUCCUUUUGGACAUUUUUUUUUCCAAAAUCUAUGAUUAGUUUACUCAUUUAUUUUUAUUCAUUGAGCUCGCAUCACAAAUUCUGAAAAUUUGGGUAUAUCUCCAUAAGUCCAUACUAUUUGACAUAUGUUUUUUUUUUCUCUAUUUCAGAUUCUGAAUUUUGAAUAAUAACAUUUUAUUCUUUAUACAAAUAAAAUAUUUUUUUAACACAAUCUCUCAGAGGCUGUUAAAUGUCACUUUAUUUUGGACAUUUUCAAAAUAUACAAUUAAUUCACUUAAUCUCUUAUUUAUUUAUUGAGUUUGCAUCACAAACUUUGAGAAGUUGUCAUGUAUCACUAUAUGAUUUGACAUAUAUUUUAUACAGAAAUUUAGACGCCAAAAAAAUUAAUAAAAUUUCUAAAUAAUUUUUAGAUGUUAUUGUAGUAAACGUCGAGUUUAUAUUUUGCUUUAUCUUAGAUAAUUCAGGGAUACGCAGAUAUGCAUAUUUCUUUUUAUCUGUUGAUACAAAAAGUACGGCCAGACUUCUGCUUAUACAAAUCCUAAGUGUGUUAUCGGAAAAAGAGUUUUUUUUUUACCUUUUUAAAAAUUAUAAAUAGUCUUCUAAACCACGUGUUUUGAUCGACUAGCAACUUGAGAGAGCUUUUGUCCAAAUUUUCAAAGAAUCACCGGCGAUGUUCUUUUGCUGCAUUAGGUAUUUUCUUAAUUUUGAAUUUUUUUUCUGAUUUUCGUAUUACCUUUUGAUCUGAAACUCCAAAAAGAAAAAACAGUUUAACUACUGCUUAUCACUAAAAGCAAAACAUAUGUCAGAAGAAUUCCGUCGAAAGUGAUUAGUUUGGAAGUUUUCUUUAAUUUCGGUUUAGGUUUUAAAGUGAAAGCUAAUACCUAAUUCGUGUCUACCAAGAAAGAAAACUUUGAAGAUAAUCAAAGAGGAGUGGGAUCAUAUGGAUAGGAUAAGUAAGUUGCCUGAUGCGUUGCUCUUGGAAAUAUUGUCAUAUUUACAAGAGAAGUUCUGACCACAAUGGUUUUAUCGAAACGAUGGAAUUAUCUUUACACGUUUGUGCCAACACUUGAAUAUGAUCAUAACAGUUAUCCAGAUGGUGAGGACAGGAGCUUCUCACGGUUUGUUUACAGUUCUUUGCUGUUGUCUUUCGUACUUGGUCAAAACACUGGUUCUAUAGAUAUUGGAGUUUGUGUUAGAACCGCUAUUAAACGCCAUGCGCGUCACCUGAAUAUUGAGAUUGAUGAUACUUGUUCUGCUGAAACUAUCAAUCCAGUGAUACUUCCUACUAGCUUGUA